UGCUUUUAGCUCAUUUUUUGGCACCCUUUCUCCAUAGCAGUUCUUGCAUUUGCUCUUUACGUGAGAGAGAGAGAGAGAGAGAGAUAGAGAUAGAGAGAGAGAGAGAGAGAGAGAGAGAGAGAGAGAGAGAGAGAGAGAGAGAGAGAGAGAGAGAGAGAGAAGGUUAGAGUGCUAGUGCUGGGUUUGUGAGGGACAGUGUUGUUGUUAUUAUUAUCGCUGCUUGUUUCUACCUCCUUGUCCUGGCGAAAGCUCGAGCGCUAAAAUGGAGGCGGAAAGAUCCGGCGGAGUAGCAGGGGGAACGAACCAGAACUCUGGAGGCAGCGGCGUGGGGCGCAACCCGAACGGGCCGAAAUCAGUACUCGGGCAGGCGACAACAGCAGCGGCCGCCGCGGCAGCAGCAGCCGGGGCAAUGGCUGGAUCGUCGCAGCCUAGGGAACCACAAGACUGCGACGCAGGCCUAUCGCUUCCUGGGAUCUUGCACUUUAUCCAGUUCGAAUGGGGACGCUUCCAGUCCGAGAAAUAUCGUUGGGAAGCCGAGAGAGACGAACUCAGGGCUCAGGUGACGUUCCUGCAGGGUGAGCGGAAGGGGCAGGAGAACAUGAAGCAGGACCUGGUCAGGCGGAUCAAGAUGUUGGAGUACGCCCUUAAACAGGAGAGGUCCAAACACCAGAAGCUGAAGACAGGCAGUGACCAGAGCCCAGGGGAGAAGAAACCAGAAACAGAGGUAGAACAAGUGCCUAAUGGGCCAGCAGAGUCCGAAUCUGAGCCAGCCAAUCAGAUGUCCUGGAAGGAGGGCCGUCAGCUACUGCGCAAGUACCUGGAGGAGGUGGGUUACUCGGACACCAUCCUGGACAUGCGUUCGAAGCGUGUACGCUCCCUGCUGGGUCGUACCAGCCCCGAGGCUAACGGGACCCCGGCCAGCAGCGAGCAGCAGCCCCCCCCAGACCCCGAGCCCCUGGCAGGGGGGGAGUCACUCCUCAUCAGACAGAUAGAGGAGCAGAUCAAGAGGAACGCGGUGGGGAAGGAUGGUUCUAAGGAGCGUCUGGGCGGCUCGGUGCUGGAUAAGAUCCCCUUUCUACACGGCUGCGAGGAUGAUGAUGAGGAUGACAGUGAUGAGGAAGAUGACUUCCAGGGCAUGGGCACGGACUGUAUAGACGGGCAGCGCAACAAGAACAAGAAGCCCCGCGUUAAGGUCCGAAUGGGGACUGAGCCCAUGACCACAGAUUUGGACCCUGAUGAUGAGGAGGAUGAAGAUGACUCAGAGGAUGCCCUGAGCGAGUUUGACUUCCUGGGAUCAGGGGAGGAGGGGGAGGGGGCGGGGGAGGCCCGGGUCUCAGGGGACGGCCGGGAGUUAGAGAACCGCAGGAACAAGUUACAGGGCAUGAUGUCGGACUUCCCCCCCAAACCCUCCCCGCCCCCCUCUGUGUCGGGACAGUCUCGCUCCGGGGAAGGUGGCGCUCUGGGCUUUUCCUCUGACGUCUUCAUCCUGGAUGCCGUCGGGGGCGGAGACAUGAACCUGGGAGAGCUGGCUGACCUCACCGUCGCCAAUGACAACGACCUCACCGUGGAUCUGCAGGAUAACCGGGAGGAGUUCAAGAAGACGUGGAACCCUCGUUUCACGCUGCGUAGCCAUUUUGAUGCCAUCAGAGCGUUGACAUUCCACCCCAGCCAGGCUGUUCUACUCACAGCCUCCGAGGACGGAACCCUGAAGCUGUGGAACCUCAACAAGGCGAUACACUCCAAGAAAAAUGCAGCGCUGGACGUUGAGCCCAUCUACACCUUCAGAGCCCACAGUGGUGCAGUUCUGUCUCUGGCCAUGGGAGAGGACGGCGACUCGUGCUACAGCGGGGGUCUGGACGGAACCGUGCGCUGCUGGAAGAUCCCAGACCUCAACGUGGAUCCCUACGACAACUACGACCCGGGCAUAGAGAGCAGUGUGUUGUCGGGUCAUGAGGACUCAGUGUGGGGUCUGACGUACUCUGUCCCCCACCAUCGCCUGGCCUCCUGCUCUGCAGACGGGACCGUUCGCAUCUGGGACCCCCAGAACUCUGCCCCCUGUCUCUCCGUCUUCAACAAGGAGAAAGAGCACGGAACACCAACCUCAGUGGCCUUUGUGAACUCUGACCCCGACCAGGCGGUGGUGUCAUUUGACGGCGGCGAGACGCUGCUCUAUGACCUCAACACAGAGCAGAGCAUCAUGGUCCUGGAGACCGGGACUAAGGACGGCAGUGAGCUGAUUAAUUGUGUGGUCAGCCACCCCUCUGAGCCCAUCUCCAUCACCGCACACGAGAAUCGCACUAUCCGCUAUCUCGACAACAAGACAGGUAAAGUGAUCCACUCCAUGGUGGCACACCUGGAUGCAGUCACCUGUCUGACCACGGACCCCAAAGGCACUUACCUCAUCUCUGGCAGCCAUGACUGUUCGGUGCGUCUGUGGAUGCUGGACAACAGGACGUGUGUGCAGGAGAUCACGGCCCACAGGAAGAAGCAUGACGAGGCCAUUCACGACGUGGCCUUCCACCCCUCGCAGCCCUUCAUCGCCUCGGCCGGCGCCGACGCACUCGCCAAGAUCUUCGUCUGAGAGGAGGCACAGACAGGGACUCACCAUCAUCCUCACUGCCCGACAAUCACAACUUGGACAGAGGAGAGUGAUGACUACAAUGGACAAACCUCACCUGCCUACACACACAAUUCCACAUUCACAGUUAAACAUACACAUCCAGUAACAUACACACACAAAACUGUGUCCUGCACCCCACUGGCUGGGUCAUUGCCACAGGACACUAUUACCCACAGUUCUCUAGCUAUCCCAUGAUGCCUCAGUAACUUGCUGCGAUACUAAUCAUACUGCUUUUCUAACGACUUACCUGGCAGCUCGUUUUAUUAGGUCAGUUUACUACACUACAAAACUCUAUUAAUUUCAACUUUUACAGUCCACUCAUGGUUAUUAUAAGGCAGUGUGUGUUGACUUUGAUCACUACGCAUGCCGAUGCAUCACCUACUACAAUUAGUGACACACACACACAGGUUAACAUUCAGUUUGAAACGUGUUUUUUAGCGAUAAGAAGCUUAGCUCACCAGUUGCUAACACACAUAAGUACCUAACUACAGUAGAGUCCAGUCCCCACCCAGUGAUGGCAGUAGCCAUUGUCUACUGCAACACAGUGUGGGGGCACAAUGCAUUUCAUUCCAAAGACUUCUGAGGGUUUUAGUUUGUGUGUGUUUUGGAGACGCCUCCUAACCAUUGUUGGACAAACAACUUUAAUUUUAGCCUCAUCGCCAAGACACUAAGUUUGAGUGUUUGUGUGUCCGGUAUUGUACGGUCAUCCAUUUCAGUAGAAUUAACUUUGAUAGGAAUGGUGUGUGUGUUGCACUUGUUUAAUCUUGGUGCUAAGACCUCGUCAGUCCAAGUCUGAAUCAGGGACCUGUUUGCAUUUGAGCUGUGUGUGUGUGUGUGUGUGUGUGUGUGUGUGUGUGUGUACUGUUUGUCUCCCACUGGGAUAUUUGUCAUCAACAGUAGCUUGAUAUGGCUUGCAUCAUGCGUCACUCUCCAGCCAUGCCAUCUGUUUGUGUUGAGAUACUGUAAGGGUCAUUUUGAUCUCAUAGGAAGACUAACACGCUAUGCUAAGCAGACACUUUUCUAUUGGUUUACUUUCAUAUUUUUGUAUGUGUGUGUGUGUGAAGUUGGCCUUUGUCAUUUCUUCAGGAUAGCUGGUUUGUGAAAGAGUAUGUGGAGUUGAUGCCACAGUGGAGCCCUCUGACUGAAACGGUUGACGUUACCAGAAAGUGGCACUACUCCCAAGAUGGCGUCCUGUAUUCUCACUCCGUUCCAUAUGUCGGCAUCAAGUCAGAAUGGUCCUUGGUGCUGGUGUAUUUAUUUAGGCUUGUGCUUGGAAACAAUCAUAUUAUCCAUUGAAAUGACUGUUGUUGAUUUGGUUUCUGGUGCGAGGCAGGUCGCAGUUGCACUGCACUGACUUGCCCAGCGUGCUCAUAGUGGGAAACUGGCCUCCCUCCCGUGUCAAUGGAGCCAGCAGGGGAAAUUGCCCCCAGGAUAUGGGAACAAAAGCAACAUAAAGAGCCCUCCUUCCUGUCCCUUUCCCCUAUGGAGAGGAAACAAGAACAAACACUACCUAACCCCCGAGCCCCCUUACAUUGGCCUCCGCGACAAAGACUGAACUAGACAGGGUUGGUGACUGUUCACCAAGCGGUCACUUUGUGCUUGGAUUAUUGUGGAGCUAUUUUUCCUGGAUGGCUCUGAGCUGUGGGCGACCGCUAAAGACUGACAUUAUGGGUGAUGUCGUUGGGUAGCCGGCCUCCUGGAUCCGUCAAGUUUAUUUUCGAACUUUCCGGGGUGGAACAGAGGCGGGGGGAGCCCUGAGGGCAGAUCUCUGGCUGUGGAAACAUGGUUCAACAUGGUUCUACAAGCCAGGGCAGAGCAGGGCAUGGCAGUAAAUAAUGAAUGGUCCAGUAGCACCAUGUCAAUCAGUAACUGGCCCUGAGCUGCCCCCAACCCUACUAAUCAACCCCUAGCACACCCCAGAGGGAGGGGGUAGAAGUCAUCCCAAACCACUGAUUCCAGAUCAAAUAUUUCUUCAUCUCCUUAAUGGUUAAAGGAAGCAUUGGGGUUAGGGUAAUCUGAUCCUAUGUCUGUGGUUAAGGUCAACUUUAACCAAGAGCCCCUACAGUACAUGCUACAGGGUCACUACAGGGGUCAGAGAAUCAGAGAAAUGACUGAGAGGUCAACGUUUUCCUCUCCACUGCAAGACCUUAUGGGAAAACACUCUGGUCUGAUCAGACAGGUUUCUCUGGGCUUGGUUAAGUAAAUAUCAGCUUCAUGUGUUUGCUUUAACAUGAUUGUUUCAGAUGUAUUGAAUUUGAUGAGGCAGAGAGAAUGCCUAAGUGCUUCUGUAGCACAUUGUGUGCUGUAAUCCUUUGUUAUUGAGAGGAUAACUAUAGUACACAGUUGUCAAUCACUCAGCUGAUGGUAUCACCCACACUAACUAACGGUUGGCUAUAUGCUGCACUACAUCAGCUGCACUAGACUCCCAAGACUAGACCAAGAGCUUAUCUGUAGCUCGUAUGUGUCUUAGUCUGGCUGUGGAGACCAGGGCCCAGUUUCCCAAAAGCAUCUUAAAGAGCGACUGCCCCUAAAAAGCAACUUCUUGUUUUGUAAAGGGCCUAUAUGGCAUCGAUAUGAGUCAGAAACAUUUAUUCUACUGUCAAAAUUGAUUACAAAGUGUAAAUAGGAUCAUUUUGGUCAUAAAGUCAGUCUCGUCCAAAAUGGAGAUUUGCGAGAUAGGAAAAAAUGGUAUGUCACGGAAUGAAGGGUACCGUAACAGUCUUCCGUAGUUUCAGUUUAUUUUAAUCAGCAGCACCCAAGUAAUCAUCAAUUCUGAGCGCAGCUGCACACGACCAGAUCGUAAUGCUCAUGGUCAAUUUGGUUUGACUUUCGAUAUUCCAAUGGGGCUAGUUAGGGACCAUCAGUGGACAUGGGACAAUAUUUUAAAUGUUCAACCCAACUAUACUUUGUAGAAAACCAAAUAUAAAUCAUAUAGCAAUAUUGGAAGCAUUUAAUGAGACACCUAAAAGAUGUGCAACAUGAAAAAAUUGUCCCAUUUACAUUGUGUAAUUUAUUGACGGUCCCUAAAUAUCCCCAGAGAUAAGCUAUCCAAAGUCAAACCAAUUUUGCCACAGUCGCACACCAGCGGCUGAAGCUAAUUGGCGAAAUGAUUUGGCUAACUCUUCCCACCUGUGAACAUGCACAAGAGACACCCACAUCAAAGCACACCCCGAAACCAACUUGCGUUUGAAUUCAGUUGAGGCUGCUAGCGUUUGUUAAUUAACCAAAUCUAAAACGAGGCUAAAUAAGGAAGUGCAGUCACCCUUCAAGUCCAAGUUCAUCGUAAGAACCUUCAUAGAAGCAUUGUCAAAUUUCCAAGCUGUUUCCCAAAACCAUUGUAACUAAAGUUGCAUUUGAAAACACUCGUUAUUUUCCCGACACACCUCAGCUAAGUGCGUCGUUAGAUGCUUUUUUACCCUUCCUCGUCACUUUAUACACAGAACAGAAGAUCUCAGCUAAACAUAGACUCUAUAUGUUUAUCGGUCUCUCUGUGAACGCAGAUAACUUCAAAAUGAAGUUGACUGCUAAAAAUACAAAGUUGCCAAUGUCUUUGCGAUUGUUCCAAACAAGCGAAGAUACAAAGAUGCUUCAAAUAAAAACCGAGUUGACUGUGGGGCGCAGAAGGACAAACAAAAAUAUAAAUACAGAUAGUAGGCUUAUAUAGGCUGAAUACAAAGGCCUGUUUAUUUAAAUCAUAUUGAAAUCAAUUUCAUGUUCAAACAAUUGAGUUAUAUUUUGCUGGCUAGCCUACUUCCUGCAAUGUUUGCCUCUAUAUAUUUCAUGAUGUGUAACGUGCGCAGUGAUAUGCCAAAUCUGUGAUUCUUGCAUUAUUAUUGGGUAAGCAUUAGAAUAAGCCGGCUCAAUAUUUGCGGCCAUUAGGUGAUAAUCUCUCUAGAAGCUGAUCCGUUAAGGUAAAAUAUAAAUAGAGAAAGCUGUUCCGAGAGCAGCUCUGCCUUUCUUUCGAUCCUAUCAGUAUCGACACAUGCUCCAACGACACACUUGGCGAACGUUCUUUCUGCGUGGUGUUUUGGGAAAUGCAUGUUACAUCUUCGGCUGUUGUAGGAAUGAUGCAUUGUUAAAACACUUGUAAGCCUAAAUUCCAUCGCUAUUGGGAAACCAGGCCCUGAAGUGUCUCACUGGUAUUUCUCCUCCCUUCAUGUAAAUAUUAAGACUGCAUGAGUGUGUUGGAUGAACUCUGCACUCAGUGUCUGUGUGUCAGUCAGUGUACAUGUACAGUGGGGAGAAUAAGUAUUCGAUACACUGCCGAUUUUGCAGG
Molecule: messenger RNA, 6896 nt
Organism: Coregonus clupeaformis (lake whitefish)
Lineage: Eukaryota; Metazoa; Chordata; Actinopteri; Salmoniformes; Salmonidae
Product: striatin-4-like
Exons: 18
Coding region: 263-2581 (772 amino acids)
Cellular component (GO): dendrite
Molecular function (GO): protein phosphatase 2A binding; calmodulin binding; protein-containing complex binding
Source: RefSeq, a predicted model, not a curated record